CAAGAGGGAGGGACAGAUUUAGAACGAUAGCCCACGUUCAGCACUUUACACAGGACUUCGAUUUGUAUUCCAGACAGGUGCAACGAAAACGAAACGCACAUGCAGAACAAUCACUGCUUCUGUUAGUACGAUCCCAGUCACACUCGAAAAGCACUGGCAGCUUUGCUGAGACUGCUCCGCCUGCUUAUCCUACUGUAGCCUGUGUUUUUCGUUUCGCGAACAAUGUGGGAGGAUGUGAGACAUGACGCUUCUCCGGGCUUCAGCAGAUCCAGAAUUGGUCUUCAGGCUGCUCGGGUUUGUUACAGUCAAAACUCCCUGGUGCUAGGUACAUAGAGAAGUGUAGGCCAUGUUUGCACCUCCAUUUCAGACGCUGAUGUUGCUGGAAAUGUUUUGAGCAUCCAUGCCUGGAUCCAGCCUUCUUUCUUUCCGGGAUGUCUCCAUAUCCAUUGCAGCAAACGAGCCCCAUGUGUGAAACAGGUGAAGGUAAAAUCAACUUGCCUCGGAUGCGAAGAACCAGAUGCUUCCUGGAUAGUCGUGCUCUUGUGACGAUUGAGACGACACCUGAACGCGAGCGGGACCUCGAUGGGGAGGAAAAGUCGAUCAUGAAUCCGAGAUUUCAUGGCAAGAGAGUUGGUUCUUUACUCAAACUGAUCGGACAGCUACGGCAGCACCAGCGGCAUCCCUCGUCAUCUAAGCUGGAAAUUUCAGAUACUGCUGUAGAAGGUCGUCAUCUGCAUCAUGUUCAAGCACGUCGGUUGAGGGUGUUGUUGGUCUUGGCUCAGCACUUGGACAAUAUAGCCGACGGAAAUAGCUGUACCAGCAAGAGUAGCAGUAUCUCAUGCAAGGAAUUUAUACAUUGGGAAUCAGCUUAGCUUGGUCGUGUUCACUGGAUUUUCUCGCACAAUGUAGUUCUUCUCUACGUACAUGUGCUCUCCAACUGAGAAAUCUGUAAAAUCUGUAAAACUUAUUCAGAACGUACUCAAGAAUUGUAAAAUUAUUGACAACAUAGUAAAAUAUGCCAAC
Molecule: messenger RNA, 1023 nt
Organism: Marchantia polymorpha subsp. ruderalis
Lineage: Eukaryota; Viridiplantae; Streptophyta; Marchantiopsida; Marchantiales; Marchantiaceae
Source: the annotation of a GenBank genome assembly